Messenger RNA from Drosophila montana, 6655 nucleotides. It is a transcript of the gene hlk, whose product is annotated as hulk. The transcript has 18 exons. Lineage: Eukaryota; Metazoa; Arthropoda; Insecta; Diptera; Drosophilidae. The record is from RefSeq and is a predicted model, not a curated record. Bases 486 to 4910 code for a protein of 1474 amino acids.
GCGGACCUCUGCACGGAGUGGAACAAAAUUGAAAAACUAAAAAGAGUACAGUCCGCGGAAAACAUUCAAUAAAUAGAAAUAUAUAUGCAUAUAUACAUAUGUAUAUAUAUAUUUAUAUAUAAUCUAAUUUUCUCAUAUAUAACCUAUAUAUAUUUUUGCCUGUAUAUAUAUGCGCGCAAAGUAUAUGUAUUAGUGUACGCGAAAGAAAUACGAUUUUCAACUAAAAAUAGUGCCUUAAUUUUCAAAUUUUCAAAAAAAAAUCAAAUUAUAAUUUCUAAAUAACGACAACGCCAAUAAACGACGAAUAUUUGCUAACUUUUCAAUCCAAUCAAUAAAUAUUAAUAAUAAUAAUAUCAUUUUAAACACACACACACGCACGCAUGUUUGAGUUAACAGUUUAAAGAUAAUUGUAAAAUACAACAAAAAUUAAUCGCAACGGCCAAGCCAAAGUAAUUUGAUUAGAACGUAUUGAAGGAAAUCGAAAGAUGACUUUCACGCGAUUAAAAACUCUGACAUUGCUCGUGUGUACGUUACUGGCACUGAGUUUUCCCGGAUAUGUGAAUUGCGCUAACAAGAAAGGAUCGCAGCCAGCGGCGGCGCCGCUCGAGCCAGAGGCCGUCAUCGAGGAGGUCAAUGCCAAGCAGUUGGAGAAGCUCUUGGCCGACAAGGAUUACGUUGCCGUUUUCUGGUAUGCGCGUAGCUGUGUUACCUGUGAUAAGGUUUUAGCGGAGCUCGAAAAAAUCGACGAUGACACCGAUUCAUUUGGUGUGGACUUUGUGAAAAUUAACGACAAACGACUAGCCAAACAAUAUGGCAUCAAGACCUUUCCGGCGCUCACCUAUUUCAGGGAAAAGGAGCCCAUCAUCUAUGAUGGCGAUCUAAUGGACGAGGAGGGCGUGCUCGAUUUUCUCACCUCGCUGGAGGCCAUGGAUCUGCCCGAUCGCAUCGAGGAGGUUAACGCCAAGAUAUUGCUUAAGAUUAUCGAGGAUACCGAUUUUGUUGCCGUCCUAUUCUGUCCUGAUCAUGAAACAUGCCCACCCAGGGUAAUGGAUAAACAGCAAUGCCGCAAAUGCGCCAAGGCCUUGCAAGAAUUGGAGAAUAUCGACGAUGAGGCCGAUCAACUGGGCAUCGGUUUUGUGAAAAUACACGACGAAGCAUUGGCCGAUGAAUACAACCUGGGCAAUCUGCCGGCAUUGGUCUACUAUCGCCAUCAGACUCCGAUCAUCUAUGAAGGUGAGCUGCAGCGCGAGGAGGAUGUCUUGGAGUGGUUGGUGCAAAAUAAAUCGACCGGCGAUGAGGACGAUGUUAUCGAGGAUGUCACCACCAAGACGUUAUCGACGCUCAUAAGCAAUAUCGAUAAUUUGGUUGUGCUGUUCUAUGAUCAUGGCAAUGAUGAUUCGAUGACCGUAUUGGAAGAGCUAGAACAAAUCGACGAUGACUGCGAUAAGCAUGGCAUACAAUUUGUGAAAAUCGACGAUGCCAAGGCGGCAGCCGAUUACGGAAUCGAUUCGAUUCCGGCAAUUGUAUACUUUGAAAAAGAAAUUCCAAACGUUUACGAUGGCGAUCUCAUGGAUGAGGAACAGAUACUGAAAUGGUUGUUGGGACAGUUGGAACGUGAUGAAAUCGAGGAUGUCACCGAUGAAAUGCUCGAUACAAUGAUUAAAGAAGGACGCGUCAUUGCAGUGCUGUUCUACGACAACAACGACAAGAAAUCCCAAAAGGUGCUCGAAGAACUUGAGAACAUUGACGACGAAUGCGACGCAUUGGGCAUUACUUUCGUGAAAAUCGACAAUCCCGAGGAGGCCGUUGAAUAUGGCAUCAAUAAAGUUCCUAAACUGAUAUACUUUGAAAAAGGCAUUCCAACUAUAUACGAAGGCAAUCUGGAGGAUGAGGAGAAGCUAUUAAAAUGGCUCGAAGAACAAACUAGUUCCGAUCAAAUUGAAGACAUUACCGAUGAAAUGUUGGAUUUGAUCAUUGAGAAAAUGCCCCACGUUGCUGUGCUCUUCUAUGACAAAGAUCAAAAGAAAUCACAGAAAGUUCUCGCAGAACUGGAAAACAUUGACGAUGAGUGCGAUCAGAACGAUAUCGCUUUCGUGAAAAUCGACGACGAUAAAGAAGCCAAAGAAUGGGGUAUCGAUGAGAUACCCUCGAUUGUGCUCUUCGAACGUGGUAUUCCGCACAUCUACGAGGGUGAUCUAAUGAAAGAAGAUGAGCUGCUUGGCUGGCUGGUGCAUCAGAAGCGUUAUUCCGAAAUUCCCGAGGUUACCGACGAAAUGAAGGACAAAUUGGUCGAGAAUACCGAGCACUUGGCAGUCAUAUUCUAUGACAAGGAAGACAAGCAGGACAUGCGCAUCCUGAACGAACUGGAGAACAUUGACGAUGAACUCGAAAAGGAGGGCAUUGUCAUUGUGCGCAUCGAUAAUGCCGCCGAGGCCAAGGAAUACGGUCUCGAUCAUUUGCCCGCGCUGAUUUACUUUGAGAACAAGAUACCCGCUCUGUACGAGGGUGAUCUGAUGAACGAGGACGAGGUCCUUGAGUGGCUGGUGGUGCAGAAGAAAACGGCGACCAUCGAAGAGGUCACCGAUGAGAUUCUCGUCAAUCUGAUCAAUGAGCAUGAAUAUGUUGUUGUAUUCUUUACGGGUCCCUGCGAACCGGGCGAGUCCUGCGACCAUACACUGAACGCAUUGGAAAGCAUCGACGAUGAGCUAGACGAGGCCGGCAUUAUAUUUGUUACCACUGAGGAUACCGGCGUCGCCAAGAAAUACAAUGUCAAAUCUUAUCCACGAUUGGUGUUCUUCAGAAAUCGUGAUCCAUUGCACUUUACGGGCGAUCUGGAUGACGAGGACGAGGUCUUGGCUUGGAUCACCGAUGACGAAACCCUCGAGAUUCCCGGAAAAAUCGAGGAGGUCAAUGUGAAAAUGUUGGAUAAAAUUUUGGCAGAAAACGAUCAUGUUGUCGUGUUCUUCUACGCCGAGGGCGAUAAGAAGGCACAGAAGAUCCUCAACGAAUUGGAGAACAUCGAUGACGAAUGCGAGGAAAAAGACAUCGACUUUGUAAAGACAUCCGAUGACGAUAUUGAUAAGGAAUACGAUUUGCCCGGUUUGCCGGCGCUUGCAUUUUAUAGACAUAAGUUUAGAACAAUUUACACCGGUGAUCUGAUGAAGGAAGAGGAAAUUCUGGAAUGGGUUAUCGAUUUGCAUGAGUCGACUGCCGAUGUUAUCGAAUCGGUCGAUCGCAAAACGCUGCAAGUGUUGAUCAACGACGUGGAACAUCUCGCUGUUUUCUUCUACGACGAUGAGUGUGAGACGUGCCCCGGCAUCUUGGAAGAAUUGGAGAAUAUCGAUGACGAUACCGAUAAACAUGGCAUACAGUUUGUCAAAUCGAAUGAUGUUAAGCUGGCCCAUGAAAUUGGCAUUUUCGCAUUCCCAGCCUUAGUCUACUACGAGACAGGCGUUCCGAUCAUGUAUGAUGGUAAUCUCAAAAAUGAAAAUCGUGUGCUGCAGUGGUUAAUCAAUCAAAAGAGCAACGAUGACGAUGGAAGUGAUGAGAAAAUUGUUAAAUUGAGCUAUCCAAAAGAAAGUGAUGCGGAUAAAAGAGAAAAACUAAAACGUCUGCAACAAACGAUACGAAAAGAACGAUUACGAAAACAUUCGCGCGAUGACGAUAAUAAUGGCGAUGACGAUGACGAUAAAAAUAAGGACGACAAUGACGACGACGACGACGACGAUGACGAUGACGAUAAAGACGACGAUAAUAAUGAUAACGAAAAAGAUGAUGACAAUGACGAUGAAGAUGACGAUGAGAAUGGAGACGAUGAAAACGGAGACGAUGAUGAAGACGAGGACGAGGACGAUGACGAGGACGAUGACGAUAACGACAAUGAAAAUGAUGAUGAUAACGAUGAUGAAAAUGACGAAGAUAACGAUAAUGACAAUGACGAGGACGAGGACGACGAUGAAAAUGAUGAAGACGAUGAUGAAGAUGAGGAUGGAAACGAUGACGAAGACGACGACGACGAGAACGACAACGAUAAAGAUAAUGACGAUGACGAAGACGAAGACGAUGAAGACAACGACGACGAAGACGAAGAGGACGAGGAUGAAAACGAUGAUGAAGAAGACGACGAGGACAUAAAAGACGACAAAGAUGAUGACGAUGAAGACGAUGACGAAAAUGACAAAGAUAACGACAAUGAUGACGACGAUGACGAUAACGACGACGAUGACGAUGACGAUGACGAUAAUGAUAACGAUGACGACGAAGAAGAAGAUAUCAGCAAGCAAAUAUAUAAGCACAGAGCUAAAGGCAGAACGAUACAUCGGCUUUCUGAUCUAUGCUCGGGUGAUCUUAUAGAUGAAAUAGAUGACGAAUGUUUCUAUGUUGGAUUGGGUCACGACGGCCAUUCAGCUAAGCGCGGCAACAGUUAUGUGCCCAACGAUUACAAACCAUUCCAAUGCUGUCCAACCAAAUUGGAGAAGUCAACCAAAGUUCCUAAAAUGACGGCCCAACGCAUCGGACACAGCGAUGGUGAAUCGAGCAAGCGUCAGGGCGGCAACUUUAAAUUUGCCUCCGCAUCGAGCACUCCAAUUAAACCCACAGCCAAGCCCGUUGCCCAAAAGAAGCAGUCCAAGCGCGAUGAUGAUGAUGACGACGACGACGACGAUGAUGAUGAUGAUGUGCCCCUGGUGAAGGUGUCGUAUGCGAACAAGCGUUCCGGCCAAGCGUCCAAGAAACCCCUGACCAAACUGCAGCAGCAGGAGGAGGAUGAGUCCAUUGAGCUGGAGAAGACCAAAAAAUCGUCCAAGAAGUCGGGCAAUAAGCUGAACGUUAAAACCGGCAUUAAUUUUUUCCAAAAUCGACUAAAAAAUUUGUAUGACCUCAUUUUUCAGGAUAUCUCUCUGUGGGAGUAAGGCAACAAUUUUAAACUGAAUGUUAAAUAUAUAGAAAACAAAAGCAAUUCGAAUGAUUGUAUGAUUCAGUGAUAUGCAAUAAUUAAAGUAGCACGUAUACGCACUGUUGUCAUGUUGCCAAAAAGCAAAUGCAAUUAAGUUAAUCAAAUACCAAGAACAAGAACAAGAUCAACAACAACAGCAACAAAGCAAAGCACGCAUAAAUCUAAGAUCUAAGAACUCUCUGCUGUAAAAAACCUUGAACAACGGGUUACUAUCUAUAAUUAAUUAUCAUUAAUUAUAUACUUUAAUAAACUGUAAUGUGUGAUUUUGUUUGUGAUUGUCAUUAUCAUAAUUUGUAAGUGCAACAUGCAUCCGAAAAGACAACAACAACAGCAACAACAACUUAACUCAGCAGGUUGUGUAAUUAAUACUAAAAAACAAAAACAAAAACAAAGCCUUAAGCUACACUGCCCAACAGAAAUGAGUUUAUUUUUUUGUCGGCCAAAUGCGUUACUUUAAUAUUAAAUAUUACUCAAACGACAACCGAUCAAAUGAAAAUGUUUAAAACGAAUUUCUUGGAAAAACCCAAACCAAAAGCAAAACUUUUGGAAAGAAAAACGAACUGUUACUCUUUGUUCCACACGUAACUGCAGCGGUUAGGGCAGGUUAUAUGCCAACUGGCCAGCCUUAUUGUUAAUUAACAAUAACAACUAACGUUGGCUACGCAACUCAAAACUACAAUUAACUAAUUCACUUAACGUAACUUUUGGUACUUUUGCACUUUUGACAAUUUUCCUGUCGAGGCUGCCUGUCUGUAAAACUGAAACUCAAACCACAACUAAAAACUAAAUUUGUUGCAUUUUGUCAAUGGAUUUCAAUUGCGCCAACAAAACUUUGUUCAAAUUUAAAGCAAUUACUGCAACAACAAAACUUACUAUUAACACACGCACACACACACACACACGCACACACUCGAAUAUAUGACCAACUUUUCAGAAUUUCAGGUAUAUAUUUAGCUAAAAAAUAAAAUAAAAACGAUUCGUAAUUAACAAUACAUAAAAAACCAACACAAAAAAUUGUCAAUAACUGAGCAUAAACUUUUUGAUACUACUUACUACUUUUAUUUUGUUACAAUAUACAAUUUACAUUUAUGUAUGUAGCUAGUAUAAACACAAAACAAAUAAAUAUUUUUUAAACAAUUUUACAAUGAGAGAGAAGCGCAAACUACAAUACAACUAAACUAUUUACAUAGCUAACCGUAAAGAGCCAAGCAUAUAUAUUUCAUAUAUCUCAUAACUAAACUUAUAUUCUUUGUUGUUGUCGCAAUUAAAACAAAAGCAAGCAAGCGCAAUAUCUAAAAUAUAAAAAAUAUAAAAAAAUACUCGCUUAUAUUCAUCAUACAGUUCGUAUACUUAAUAUUAUGAGUGGCUGUCAAAUCUUUCGCUAGAUUUGCAACACUGGCCUCGCAAAAUGCUCGCCAUAUUGUUUUUUUUCUCUCGUCUCUUCUCUCUUUUCUGAGCGCCCGUUCGGCUCGGCUUGGCUCGACUCGGCUCGGCUCACUGUUAGCGAUUUGUUAUCGAUAUUUGCAAAAUAUCGAAUUCUAAUUUUAUUUUCCUUAGCUUAUCUUGUAAGCCUUUUGUCACUGAGAGUCACAUUUCUUUUGUAAGAAUUUUUAAAAUAUUUGUUGUUGAACAGCAGCUGUAAAGAUUAAAAAAAAAAAUACAAAAUGAAGCAAAAUAAAAGAAAAACUCAAGCAAAAUGUA